AUGUACCGGAUGAUCAGGGAAGAGCAGAAUCGCCUUGAGCGGACCUUUUGGGCAAAUCGGGACCGGAUAAUUGAGAGUCAAAAGGCCCAAGUCAAAGAGCUUAAAACAAAAGUAGCCAUGACGGGCCCACUCGGCCCAAGAGAAGUCGAGAAACAAAAGGCUCAAUUCGAGGGCGAACUGCGAACGCUCGAAGUGGACGAAUUCUUGCCCGCAUGGGAUCGCCUUCGACGACGACAGCAGAGCACGUUGCAACGAAUGGGCAUACCUUAUAUGCACGAGACGGAAGACGAAGAGGAGCAAAAGAAGCAAAAGAGGCUCAUCAGUGUUUUGGAAGGGUGGCUCGAUUCGGCUCCUCGUCCCUUGACGGCAACAGGCGUUAUCUUUGGAUAUGCCGCACUCAAGCCCGUGCUCGUCCGUCAAGGCGUGUAUAGAGACUUAUGUACCGAUGAUGAGCGCCAAGCGGGCGUAUGGGUCUGCGAAAAGCAGGAUCUCCGAUUGAAUUUCAUGUUCACGCUCAGCGCCGUCAUCACAAACACGAUCGCGUUGCCCGUCGGAAUGCUCAUGGACCGUGCUGGUCCACGAUUCGCGACACUUCUCGGUGCUUUCUUCUUCUUUUGUGGGAAUGCAGUCUUUGGUAUCGGCCUGGAGACAGAACAUAUCGACACAUAUUAUGUCGGGUUCGUUCUCCUGGCACUUGGAGGACCAUUAAUCUUCCUCUCGAGCUUCCACCUCUCCAACGCCUUUCCCAAAAACUCGGGCUUGGUGCUCAGCUUCAUCUCUGGAGCAUUCGACGCGAGCAGUGUUCCGUAUCUCAUCUAUAACGAGGUAUUUCCAAAUGUACCACUACGCACGUUCUUCUGGUCAUAUACGAUCAUUCCAAUCUUGUUGGUCAUAGUACAACUCACCAUCGCACCAAAGAGUUCGUAUGAGCGCGAACAUAUCAAGCAUCGACAUACCGCCGCGGCACCGGGCGCUUCCCGUGCGGAUGAGGAACGUAUAUUAGCGGAUGAGGAUGUCGACUCGCCGGAUACGCUUGUCGGUCAUGAUCACGAUACUGGGGACAGGAUCAUUGGCGUGAUGUUCGGCAAGAGCGCAAAGGAGCAAAUCUUCUCGAGCUGGUGGAUGCUGAUCACAGUCUUCCUCUGCGUGUACAUGACGAGGAUAAACUUUUUCAUCCAGACCGUUGCAUCGCAAAUGUUGUUUUAUCUCCAGCAGCACGACGAUGCCAUCCGCCUCGCUACAACGUUUACGAUUUUGCUACCGUUGGGUGGCGCGAUUGGUAUCACCCCAGUCGGGGUUCUCCUGGAUAGAGGCGGCAUCUUCGUUGCCUCUCUCGUCGUCCUCUUCAUGGGUGUCGUAUUCGGACUGUUCGGUAUCAUGCGCUCCUACGCGGCGCAGCUGGUGGCAAUAGGAUUUCUUGUCUUCUUGAGGCCACUUAUGUAUACCUUCGUGGGUGAUUAUUGUGCCAAAGUUUUCGGUUUUGCUACGUUCGGCACCGUGUAUGGUUUAGCGAACUCACUCUCGGGUAUCUUCGGGCUCGUCCUCCGACCUAUCGACCUCUUACUGAAGUCUAAGCUUCAUGGAGACUAUACCCCACCUAACUUGGUCCUUCUAGCGUGCGGUGUUCUUGCGUCGACCGCGCUCAGCUGGAAAGUUUGGAGUGGCACGCGACGGGUUGCAUUGCAGUAA
This is a messenger RNA of Serendipita indica DSM 11827, 1689 nucleotides long. NCBI's taxonomy places the organism in Eukaryota, Fungi, Basidiomycota, Agaricomycetes, Sebacinales, Serendipitaceae. The record is from the annotation of a GenBank genome assembly.